Messenger RNA from Grus americana (Whooping crane), 4715 nucleotides. It is a transcript of the gene EFCAB5, whose product is annotated as EF-hand calcium binding domain 5. The transcript has 23 exons. Bases 339 to 4550 code for a protein of 1403 amino acids. Gene Ontology annotation, molecular function: calcium ion binding. The record is from RefSeq and is a predicted model, not a curated record. Lineage: Eukaryota; Metazoa; Chordata; Aves; Gruiformes; Gruidae.
ACUAACCGCCACACUCCCCUCAGCGCCGGGCGGGCGGCUGACGGUCGGACUCACCGAGGCGCAAGGGCUGGAGAUUCUUACAUCUGGUUAAUACAGUCCUCAGUUCACGUUUUUAUGGACUCACGACAGUUCUGGCCUUCAUGAACCUUGAACCUGAAGUCAUGUGAUGCAGUGGUCUAAGUUCAGUACAGAAGAGUCUGUUGGGCUGCCAAAGCCAAAAGACAACCUACAGCAAUUCUGAGUGGUGGAAGAGACAUAGCAACCUUUGGGAUUAUUGCUUAGCAACUGCAAACACACAGAGGAGUAAACCAGCCCGGCUCCACAGCAGUGAUUGAGGUAUGGCUGCUCAGCCAGAAGCAACAGCCCAAACUGCAGAUCUAAACCAUCCCAAACUUGGAGGUAAGAAUAUGACUGCCACAGAAAUGAAGAGAAAUCAAGGGACCGAUGAGCUGCCGUGUCUUAGUAAUUAUGCUCCGUGGAAAAAGUGUUUUUAUGAAAAGGUACAGCAGAGGUGUCUGGGUCUGCAGGAGUCAAAGGUGAAGAUGACUCGUGCCCAAAAGGCAAGAGAAGAAAAGGUAAGAAAGAGAGAACCCUGUGACUGGCUGUCCAAAGAGUGGUUCAGUGAAGAGAAAGAGUCACUAGAUACUUGCAUCUAUUUGCUUGACAAACUCCUGCCUACAUUAAUCCCAGGAGUGGAAAAACUGUUAAUGGAAGUGGAAAGAAAGAAUGUGCUUGCACCAGGCAAAGAACCAACCAAAUUUAACCCCAUUAAUUUUCUUGGAGAAUAUCUGAUGAGACAUAACCCUCAGUAUGGUAUUUCUACAAAACCAGGCCCGUACCUGAGAGGAAUGAAGAUGGUUACAGAGGAGCUAAAAACUGAGAUGCCAGGCACAGCAUCAGAGAGGCUGGCGAGGAUGAGGUCUGAGGCAAAGAACAAGCGUGAGGAGAGGGAGCAGGUGGACAAUAUGAAGUCUCGGGUGAAAGAGAUGAGAAAGGAGGCGCUGGCAAUUCAGUUCAAAGAGUGGACAGUGGAUGUCAGUGGCAGAAUACCGGUUGCACUGGUUCAGAGUGCCUUGAGGUCUUUUCCAGAUGUCAUUGCUUCUUCACCCACAGAGGUGAGAAAAGGCAUCUAUGACAGGAAGCUGGAAAUCGUAGACACAUUGGAAAAAAAAGUAAACAUAGAUGAAUUCACAGAGUAUGUCCAUUCCUACACAGAACAUUUUUCAAAUGACAUGUUCCAAAAAGUCCUGAAGCAUCUCUGUCAGUGCGCUGAUGACUUCCAGGAAGCAGUAAGACAUGAUAUGUGGAGGCAGAUGUUUACUGAUCUCUUCCUAGAUUGUGAUUAUGCAAAGAUUGGUCUCCUAGACAGACAAAAAAUACUUGCCCUGCUGGUACACUUCUAUGACAGCACCCCGGUGAUUGCGAAGAGGGGAUUCUGUAACCCAAGACAGUGGCCAAUAAUUGAGCUGCAAGAGAUUGAGCUUGCGGAUUUAUGGGGAGGCCCUGUUGACCAGGAAGUUUGUGAGGAACUCAAUGAAAAGUUAGUCUUGUCUCAAACAGACAUUCCUGAGGGAGAGAUUUCAGCAUAUGAACCUGUAGGUGAUAAUAGACAAUGCACAUAUAGAAUGAGAACUAGUGUCAGAGAAGGUCUUUUUGAACAAAUGGGCAUGAGUGAAGCUGAGACUGGAGGAAUUUCUGAAGAAGAAAAUCAAGCAGCAGAAUCAAGUGAUGCAGCAGUGAGAAAGGAAGGAGAGGAUGCUGCGUCAGUGGUGAAAAGCGCUGGUUUUGAAGACAGUGAUUUGGAUGGAGAUACAAUACAUAGUGAGAAAUCCAGUUUCCAGGAAGACAUCAAAACUGAGAGGCAAACUGAGUCUGCAAGUGCAGACGGACAGGAGGAAGCUUUCCCAGGAUCAGCCUCCAUUGGGUACGGUCUCAGUAGAGAUGGAGAACCCGGAUCUGAAAAGCAGGUGGAGGAAAAGGCAUUUAGACUGGGUAGAGAGCACGAUACAGACACAAACAGGGAAGAAGAUUAUUGUAUCUCAGACAGAGAACCUGGCUCAGAAGGGCAAGUUAGUCAGAAGGACAAUUGCAUUGCAGAGACAACCAACACAAUUUCAGGACCAACACCUGAAGCUACAACCAUGACCUCAGAAGACAAAGCUGUGGCAGACAUGGAUGUCAUUGCUUCAAAACAGGAUGCUCCAGUUGCAGAGGUUGUGAAAGAAACUCCUGCAAGAAAAGAGAGUUUUUCUAGGCAGCAUGGCAGCCGGUUUGGCCAACAGACAAGCUCAGAGACAAGACUGCAGGAUGAGGACCUUCUGCAAGAGCAGGGUGAAGGUCCAGCAUGCUCAGACAGACAGGCUUCUCCAGCUGAAGCUAGCCAGGAGUUUGAAGUGCCAUGGUCAGGUGACUUUCUGACUUCUGACCUAAGUUGCAGGUAUAGCGACUAUGGAGCGAGAAUUCCAGAGGACUGGCAGUGUGAUAACACGAGAUUUCCAGACUUACAUCCCAUCAUGGCAGAGAUUCAGAACCGUUGGGCUUCUGGUACUAGGAGUGCCUUUGAUGAAAGCUGCCUCAACCUGCCACAGUUUGUACAGCUCUUGGAGACUUUUGUUGGUGAAGACAUUUCUCUGCCUACUGUGAAGAGGCUUAUUGCAUUUAUCAAAGAAGAAUACAAACAGACAGAAGAGGAAAAAAUGGAACAACUAGAAAAAGUUCACCGCAUCUCUCGCUUGGCCCAACGGAAACUGCUUCUGGAGGCACUUUUCGAAAAGUGGGACAAGAAUGCGUCUGGGUUUCUGGAUCUGGAAGAGGUGGAUGCUGUUCUAAGCACAUUCAAAGAAGGGAUGGAAAAAGAGGCCUUGAGGAAGGCAAAGAAACACUUUUGCUCCUGUUACCCACAGCUCAGCAGAGUGGGGAAGCUAUCUCCAAAGGCAUUCCAGACUUUCCUUGAGUUAGUUGCUUCUGAGUUCAGUGGGGAUGAGGAUGAAGCUAUUGAUAACUUGGUGGAAUUUCUGACCAGAAGUGUGGAACGAAGUCACAUGGAGUGCCUGCAAAACUUCACCAGGAAGAAAUGGCUGCACAAUAUCCAGCAAGCAGCUGAGACCAGUGGAGCAAGCAUGGAACCAGUUUACAAAGCAGUGUUUAAGGCCCUCUCCCAGGAUGCAGAAGCCCAUGGGGAUAACAAGAAGAUCAGUGCAUAUAUUGCCCUUUUGGAAGAGAACCAGCUCUCACCAGAGCGGGGACAGAUUCUCCUACACUAUGUGGCAUGUACUGCAGACGAUGCUCCGUAUGUUCUAAACCAGAUACUUUACAGAGACAUGAAAGGAGUAAGCUUUGCAGCUGUUGAAGAGGGAAAGCCAAUCCAUGUUCCGAGAGUUCAGCUCCACGGAAAUAUCCACUUCUGGAACUAUGACCGUCCAGUGGAGGAGAGAAAAGGUUCACUCCUCGUACUGCCAUUGCACGAUGCUCACUGGAGAGUCUUUGGCAUUCUAGGACUUGACAAUCUUCGGGACCAGUGUGGGAAAACCAUCUUUCUGACCCAUGAGAUCAGUUUCUAUCAGGGAGUUUCUCAUGCAUUCAGCAAAGCCUACCACCAUAUCUGCACACUGGAAAACAUUCUACAAAUGACUGUUACUGCUCUGGAGUGGUUGUAUCCCAGGGCACCCAGCAUCCACGCUGUUAUUAUGUACCUGGUGGAGCCUGGCAAAGACAAGACGUGUGACUAUGCUCUGCGCAAGGUGAUUACUACAGAUAACACAGGACAAAAAGAAAUUCAUAGCUCUCCUGUUCUCCUCAGAAAAGAAAACCUCUUAAGAGAUUACCUAUUUAAGUGUGUAGACAGUUCAGAGGUCAUCCGCACUUCUGUCUGUGGAGAAUACCACAUUGCAGUACCUCUCCGUGACCUGUCAGGAAAAGCUCUUGGGAUAUUUGAUAUCAGCAUUGGACACCACCAGAAAUUACCACCUCAUGAACACAAAGACCUGCAGAAAAUGCUAAAGAUUGCCCAAGCUGCCUGCUGCGAGAUACUGAAGAUAUCUUCAGAGGACAGAGAACCAACCUAUAUACUGGAGGCAGAACACUUGCCAAAUUUGAGGCACGCAGGGAUUCUGUUCUACCGGUUCAUGCUGCAGGACCUGCGUGAGUGUGUCCAGAAACUCGAUGCUGAGAGCUUUGCUGAACUGAAGAGCUAUGUAGAACCACCAGCUCUGGUGCAUAACAUAGUUAAGGCUGUGCUGUUGCUUUUCCAUCCAAACUGGAAGGGCUCAGAGAAGAUUGAGAACUGGAGUCAGUGUAUACUGAAACUUGAUGACAAUUUGAUUCAGGAGAUUUACUGCUUUGAUCCAACUGCUGCAUCUGUGCAAGUUCAAGCAGAGCUGCUGCUGGACUGCAUCACUGAGGUACCUGGAGCGGCGGUGCGGCAGCACGGCUCAGUUCCAGCCGAGUACCUGUACGGCUGGGUACACACCUGCCUCGCGCUAGCAGAGACCACAAGGAGCCUGCGCAGUAAAAAAGCUCCAUUUUUAGGCCCUUCGGGCAUCCAGUUCUAGCGUGCCUCCAAUUGCAUCUCUAAUUCCUCAUCCAACCCUAGUGAUUCUGGUAUUUGACAUCUUUUAUUAAAUUCGCUGUCGCUUUUUUGUUUGUUUUUAUGCAUUGCUGCUAAGUAUUUGUUGUUAAGAUGGUAAAAGUCUGUUAUGGAGUAUUAAGAAAAAGCA